AUGUCAAACCCAUCUGGGUCCGGCUCAGGCCAAAAUGGCUCGACACCAAAAGCAAUUGCAAAUACCGCUAGAAGACAAGACGACGUAACGCGGCGCGGGACAUCAAAAAUGAAGUUCACGCCGACGCUACCGCCACGAAGAAAGAAGGAGUGCGUCGUCGAACUCGUCCCUCCUUUGCUCAAACCAAUACCAACCUCAGAUACUCGUGGACGAGGUCGUGGAGCUGUAAGAGGACGUGGACGAGGAGAUGCUCGUGGAGGCGCACCUCACGCCGCUUCCGAGAUGACAGCAACCGGUCCACUAGCUCUAGGUCCAACCAUGGCUGGUUCUUCAGCCGCCCGCCGAGCGGCUCCUCGCUCGAACUUCGCACCAGUUGCACCUCUCGGUACCACACCAUCAUCUUCUCUCGGUACAGGACUUACGCAUCAACCGACACCCUCACUAAAACGCGAGCCGUCCGACUUGAAUCAAAAAGUCAUUGACGUCGAUACUUAUUCCGACCCGGAUGAAGGUGUUGAGAUAAUCGAUAUCGACGAUGUGAGGCGGAUGGACUGGAUGGCUCCGGAGAGCUUGAGAAAGGAGAAAGUACGGCAGAAGAAGAGAAAACCUGGUGAGGUUACUUUAGAAGAGGACGAAGAUGAACAUGUUGACCUUGCAAAUGCAUUGGACCUAUCCGAAAGUGAAGAAGAGGAAGAGAUGGAAGAUCUUAUCAACGACUUUACAUUUCAGGAGGAAGAUCUCGAUGCGGAUCCAAACGUCCGAGCAGAAAAACUCUAUUUCUUUCAAUUUCCUGAACCCUUCCCUACCUUCCUUCUACGCGAGCCUCCAAAAUCCGAAGACGUCGAAAUGACAGAGACUGCUCCGUCUCAAGCUGUAACGUUCGCCCCGGAUGUGAAGCCUCCUGCAUCCGGUGCGAGUACACCUGUAGCUGAUGGAUCCAAGAAGGAAGAAGCACCAGUUGUUCCGCUUGACGGAGUCAUAGGCCAACUAGAAAUUCAUCAAAGCGGAGCAGUGAAAAUGCGUUUGGAAAAUGGUAUCCUGCUUGACGUUUCCGCCGCUACACAACCUUCAUUCCUCCAACAUGCCGUACGUGUCGACAUGGAAAAGAAAAGGCUGAGCGUCAUUGGCGAGGUGAACCGCAGAUUCGUCGUCACUCCCAAUAUUGACGCCCUACUGGCAUCGCUUGAACGAGCGGACCGGCAAGCUGCGAUGGAGGUUGACAAGGUUGAGAUUGAAGAGGGGUUAGUUAAGUUGGAAACGGAGGCGGAGAAGGAGAAGUCAAAACAGGCGAAGACAAAGAAAAAAUAG
Messenger RNA from Fomitiporia mediterranea MF3/22, 1308 nucleotides. RefSeq lists its product as uncharacterized. The transcript has 6 exons. Lineage: Eukaryota; Fungi; Basidiomycota; Agaricomycetes; Hymenochaetales; Hymenochaetaceae. Gene Ontology annotation, cellular component: RNA polymerase III complex. Gene Ontology annotation, biological process: transcription by RNA polymerase III. Bases 1 to 1308 code for a protein of 435 amino acids. Gene Ontology annotation, molecular function: DNA binding. The record is from RefSeq and is a predicted model, not a curated record.